This is a messenger RNA of Brassicogethes aeneus, 1524 nucleotides long. The record is from the annotation of a GenBank genome assembly. NCBI's taxonomy places the organism in Eukaryota, Metazoa, Arthropoda, Insecta, Coleoptera, Nitidulidae.
AUGGCUUUUUUAGUAAGUGGUUCGUUUCUAGUGGACGCUGUAGGUGUAGUGGUGGCCUUAUUGGCAAUAUUAUAUACGUCGUUUAAAUGGAGCUUUGGAUAUUGGAAAAGGAAAAAUUUUCCUUACAUGGAGCCAUCUAUACCAUUUGGAAAUCUGGAAAAUGCUUUGUUACCGAAAAAAGUACCGCUUUUUGAAAGUACUAAGAAAUGGUAUAAUUUUGGGAAAGAAAGAAAAUUGAAGCACUUUGGGUUGUUCUUUGCAACAUCCCCAGUUUAUUUUGUGUUGGAUUUGGGCUUAAUUAAAAACAUCCUAGUCACUGAUUUCGAGUAUUGGGUUGACAGAGGAAAUCCGUAUAAUGAAAAAUCCGACCCUCUUAGCGCGCAUUUAGUUCAUUUGGGGGGAAGCAGGUGGAAAAAUCUUCGUAAAAAAUUGACACCCACUUUUACUUCAGGAAAACUAAAGGUAAUGUUUAAAACCAUUACGGAUUGCGGCGUUUUUUUGGAAAAAGCCAUGGAUGAAAAACUUAUAGAUAAGCAAUCCGUUGGUAUUAAAAACAUGUUGGGAAAUUUCACGACAGAUGUUAUAGGUUCGUGUGCAUUCGGUUUGGAGUGCAACUCGUUUUCUGGGGACUCAGACUUCAGGCGUUUCGGGAAAAAAAUUUUCAGUAACAUAAAAUUAAGAAAGAUCAAAAUAAAUCUAAUGAGAGCAUUCCCAAGGAUAGCUAAUUUUUUUAACAUGAGAAUUAUGGAACAAGAAACAACUGACUUUUUUAUAAACGUCGUUAAAGAUACGAUGCGGUACAGAAAAGAAAACAACGUAAGUCGCAAAGAUUUCUUGCAAAUUUUAAUCGACAAUCAAGCAGAAAAUUUCGCAGGAGACGGCAAUUCGUUGACCCUGAUGGAAAUGGCGGCGCAGGCUUUUGUUUUCUUCAUUGCAGGAUUUGAAACUUCUGCCACCACAAUGACCUUCGCUUUAUUCGAGAUGAGUUUGAACCAGGACGUGCAGGAGAGGGUCAGGCAGGAAGUUAAGGAAGUUUUGGCCAGGCACAAUGGAGAGAUCAACUAUGAUUCCAUAAUGGAGAUGAAGUACAUGGAGCAAGUCAUACAAGAGACGCUAAGGAAGUAUCCCCCAGUACCUGAAAUUACAAGAAAGUGCAUACAAGACUACAAAUUACCUGACAGCGAUUUGGUCAUAGAAAAAGGUACUCUAGCUAUUAUACCAAUCGUUGGCAUUCACUACGAUGAGGACCACUUCCCAAAUCCAGAAAAAUUCGAUACCGAUAGAUUCAGCGAUAAGAACAAACACAAUAUAAAACCGUUUUCACAUUUGGCAUUCGGUGGUGGAAGAAGAGAAUGCAUUGGUGAAAGAUUUGGGGUUAUGCAAUCGAAGGUUGGACUUGCUACUCUAUUAAAGAAAUACAAAUUUACUUUAAGUGAAAAAACUCAAAUGCCUUUAAAAAUGGAUCCUAGCCAGUUUAUAACCACAGCAGUUGGAGGCAUUUGGCUUGACUAUAAAAAACUAUGA